Messenger RNA from Nematocida homosporus, 822 nucleotides. RefSeq lists its product as uncharacterized. The record is from RefSeq and is a predicted model, not a curated record. The transcript has a single exon. The coding region runs from base 1 to 822 and encodes 273 amino acids. NCBI's taxonomy places the organism in Eukaryota, Fungi, Microsporidia.
AUGCUGAACUCAGGCAAUGACUCAAGAGCUACUAACGAACAGACCAAUGCUACUACCUCGCCCCUAUUAUCCCAAUCGGACCAUAGCGGCCAAGGCCCCUCUGUUUCCCAUGAUGCCACCACUUCUGUGAAUGCUUCGUCAACGACAAAUCUAUCUAUGAAUAUGCCAACGCCAUCUUUACCACAAGCCAAUAUUCAGAGGGGGCAAAUCGAACUCCCUUUUGAUGUCUUUGGUUUGGCACGCGGAGGCAUUAUCCUAUGGGGGAUUGUUUUUGGUAAUGUUUUAUGCCUCUCGAUUGCUAUUAGUCUUUUGCUUCUAACCACGGCCGAGUACAUUGCUAUGUCCAGCAGUACAUUGAGGCUCCUUCCUUUUGUCUUAAUACCACUGGCAUGCUGCGAAGUUUACGUGACUUCUACAAUCUCGGCCUGCUACAUAAUUCGCUGCACUAAAGAUGAGCCUCGGCGCUUUUUAUUACUCGCUGGGCUUGUCGCCUUACUUGUGUCCUGGACUGGGUUCUCGUUACACCAGAGAGUAUCCGGCAGAAUAAUUUCUAUUUCUGAUCCCUCCGAUAUGCGAUCGCUGCUGGUGCUAUGCACGGCGAUAUGCACAAUAUGGCAAGUCUGGGGUGCCAUAUGUCUUUUGCGCCAAUCAACUUCGGCCCAGCCGUUCCCAUUCUACAAUCAAUACUUGCAGAGGAAGAGCGCUCGUCUAGCUGUAAUAGUCAUUGGCGGGCUGUUCAGAUGGACCCUCACCUUGGCGCUUUAUUUCUUGAUUCCUCUCGCCAUAUCUCAAGUCAACAAAGAACUGCCAUGCCAAAAUUAA